Oncorhynchus mykiss (rainbow trout) is the source of this 1883-nucleotide messenger RNA. Lineage: Eukaryota; Metazoa; Chordata; Actinopteri; Salmoniformes; Salmonidae. The record is from RefSeq and is a predicted model, not a curated record.
CCCAACCAAUACAGUACUAGCAAUACAAACUGAUUGUCAUAGCUAGCCACCAUACAUGAAUCUGCAGGUAGGUUCAAUGUUAGCUAGCUAGCUAGCUAACGUUAGGCUGUAACUAGCAAUGCAAAAUGGCUGUCUGAUAUACAACUGAUAUUACUACACAGAUCAUACACGUAACGUUAGCUAGCGAGCUAGCAGGCUGACGUUCCCUAGCAACCUAACAGUAAGCCUUAACUUGCAGUGAAAAUGACUUUCUGAUCAAAUUAGAAACGUAUAAUGUCUGAAAUUGUAGCUAGACUCUUUCCCGUUAAACAUGGAUGAACGCUUCACGGCAGACUGAAACCAUUUUGACUCUGUUUUGUUUUCGUAGUUACAGUUUGUUUGGCCCACUUUGUCAAGUCACUCCGGUUCACACUGACCGUAGUAGUAGUAGUAGUGGUAGCAGUAGUAGUAGUAGCAGCAGUAGCAGUAGCAGUAGCAGUAGUAGUAGUAGUAGUAGCAGUAGUAGUAGUAGUCCGCCACAACCUUUUCCCACUGAUCUUUGUCUUUGGUGCCUGAUUUAUAAGCAGUUAGUCAAAUAUACCCUGUUCACCACAUGGUCAAUCUACUGCAUGUUAUUCAGGUAUACCCUGUUCCCCACAUGGUCAAUCUACUGGAUGUUAUUCAGGUAUACCCUGUUCCCCACAUGGUCCAUCUGCUGGAUGUUAUUCAGGUAUACCCUGUUCCCCACAUGGUCCAUCUGCUGGAUGUUAUACCCUGUUCACCACAUGGUCAAUCUGCUGGAUGUUAUUCAGUUAUACCCUGUUCACCACAUGGUCAAUCUGCUGGAUGUUAUUCAGGUAUACCCUGUUCACCACAUGGUCCAUCUGCUGGAUGUUAUUCAGUUAUACCCUGUUCACCACAUGGUCAAUCUGCUGGAUGUUAUUCAGUUAUACCCUGUUCACCACAUGGUCAAUCUGCUGGAUGUUAUACCCUGUUCACCACAUGGUCAAUCUGCUGGAUGUUAUACCCUGUUCACCACAUGGUCCAUCUGCUGGAUGUUAUUCAGGUAUACCCUGUUCACCACAUGGUCAAUCUGCUGGAUGUUAUUCAGUUAUACCCUGUUCACCACAUGGUCCAUCUGCUGGAUGUUAUUCAGUUAUACCCUGUUCACCACAUGGUCCAUCUGCUGGAUGUUAUUCAGUUAUACCCUGUUCACCACAUGGUCCAUCUGCUGGAUGUUAUUCAGGUAUACCCUGUUCACCACAUGGUCCAUCUGCUGGAUGUUAUUCAGGUAUACCCUGUUCACCACAUGGUCCAUCUGCUGGAUAUUAUUCAGGUAUACCCUGUUCACCACAUGGUCCAUCUGCUGGAUGUUAUUCAGGUAUACCCUGUUCACCACAUGAUCCAUCUGCUGGAUGUUAUUCAGGUAUACCCUGUUCACCACAUGGUCCAUCUGCUGGAUGUUAUUCAGGUAUACCCUGUUCACCACAUGGUCCAUCUGCUGGAUGUUAUUCAGUUAUACCCUGUUCACCACAUGGUCCAUCUGCUGGAUGUUAUUCAGUUAUACCCUGUUCACCACAUGGUCCAUCUGCUGGAUGUUAUUCAGUUAUACCCUGUUCACCACAUGGUCCAUCUGCUGGAUGUUAUUCAGGUAUACCCUGUUCACCACAUGGUCAAUCUGCUGGAUGUUAUUCAGGUAUACCCUGUUCACCACAUGGUCCAUCUGCUGGAUGUUAUUCAGUUAUACCCUGUUCACCACAUGGUCAAUCUGCUGGAUGUACAACAGUCACCCGGCUGCGGCCUUGUCCUGCUCUGAAGCCUUUACCCCGAGGCUCCAUCAUGUUGCACUUGACUUCUACAGUUCCAACUAUUAACGUUCAAGUUCCCUCUCUCCCUUUUCCCUU